Molecule: messenger RNA, 3896 nt
Organism: Amoebophrya sp. A25
Lineage: Eukaryota; Dinophyceae; Syndiniales; Amoebophryaceae
Source: the annotation of a GenBank genome assembly
GUCAUCGAAGCAAUUACCAUCAGCAUCAUCGUUAAUCGUUGAUAAUCUUUACCAACAUCGUUGAUAAUCUUUACCAACAUCGUUGAUAAUCUUUACCAGUAUCUAAGUUUAUGUGGUCAAUAGUCCUUAUUUGCUGUAAAUGAAGAAAUCGAAUUCGAACCCCUUGCUGAAAAUGAAGAAAUCAAGAGACUCAAACUCCCCUCGACGGCCUUUGGUCGCGACGAGGGCAAGACAUGCGCUCGCGGUCAUCAUGCUGUUUGUAGCCAUGACGCAUGUAGUUGACGGUCGCAAGUCUGGCAUUCCAGAUGCGAUCAAGGCGUUGCGCCAAGAGGCAUACAACAUAAGCAAGGCACGAGCGAAAAGCGCAGCUGCUGCAGAACCUUCUGAACUACGUGAACAAGGGACACAACCCUCGGGUAGACAAGGGAGUACUGAAGCCGAAGAGGAGACUCUUCUUUCACACAACAGCGCAGGAGGCCAUGACAGUCGAGAUGAGACAGGCCACGACAUUGGAGAAGUGGGACGCCUGCCAAGAACGUGUCAUGACGACAAGACUACCACAGCAGAAGGGAAAGCCCCUUCUUUGGAAGCAGGCGAAAAGGGAAGUACGACAGCAGAACAAGGGAAAGUGCCUUCUUUGGAAGCAGGCGAAAAGGAAAGUACCGCAGCAGAAAAAGGGAAAGUCCCGUCUUUGCUCACGGAUAGCCGACCCUUGACAGAUGCUUUAGCAACUCUGCGCGAAAAAAGGGCACGUGAGUGGCGGCUCCUCCGUGAGCCACACGUGCCUGCUUUUUGCGCUCGUUUACCCCUAAGUCUGCAACGUCGGAUUUUGUUAACCAGUGUGGGAGGCAGGGAAGCGGCCUCGGCAUGCAGAAGUGUGGCAGACAUGGCCAAAAGACAUAAGCAAGUAGACAGCCAGUUGUUCCACUUCUCCGAGACAGGCAGCACUGCAGCAGCAGGAGAGGAAGACGAAUGUAGAGGACCAACAUCUACAUCUUCGAGCACUAAAAAUUCUUUACUAAAGAACAAUUAAGGCUCAGCUUUCAAUGGUCAUUGGGGUUGGUCACUGAGAUCGAAGAGGCGACCCCUUGAGAGAACAGGGGAAAACGAAGGGAAAGGGGAGGGCUUUGAAGGGGGUCGCUUCCGUUCAGAGUCAGAGACCACUGAGUGCUGAGCUUUAAAACAAGAGCCCAAACACCAUUUCACUAGGCACAGCUCCAGCAUUCCACACGUCUUCGGCUUCGUCCAGUGGACGCUUUGCGGCUGAGAUUCGAGUAGAUGGAAGGCCAGCAGAUUCUUUUGGCGACGAUGAUGUAGAAAUUAAGUGUUUCCGAGUUACAACCCUCAAGACCAUCCUAAACUUGUUUUCCUCCAGUAGGAAAGAAGUCAAGGAUGUUCUGAGGAGUGCAAUGUCGCAACCUCUAAGAGAAGGCGUCAAUUGGAGAGAGACAAAAAGGCUCAAAAUAUCGAUCGAAGCUGGUUUUGGACUAAGUUUUGGCCGGUCUACGUUGACAUAGAGAAAUAUCCAUUGAAAAGGUUGAGGUUCUUGUCUAUUAGUCCCACUUCUACGACUAGUACGACAAAUAGUUCUACGACUACGAAUAGGACAAAUCUUCAUGAGGAAGCACUUUCGACAUCAACAGAAGGAGUGAAGACGGCUGAAAGAGCGCGGCUCAGUCAAAGGUUUGAUUUCUUUUUUGGUAGGGAGAACGUCCCACACGAGAAUGCCUCGGACCCGGAGAUGCAGAUAGCGGCUUCAAUUGAGGAGAAUGGUCAUGAACCCUCAAAAAAGGGAACGAAGGAAGCGCCUCAAACGUCGAUGACAAAAACAGUUCUUGAGACGAGUACGGAAUCGUUUAUCUUACCGUGUUCGCCUAUAAUGAUCCAAGUCCAACCACAGCCAGAGCCUUCUUCGGAUAAGUUGUUCAUUGGGAUCUACAUGUGGGUUCCGUACUAUGCUUUUUUUCGUGCGCUGAAAGCCGAAAGACAAGAACACUCACCUAUGGGUGGAAUGUUCUUCUUCCCCCGGAGCAAUAGUAUGGAUUUUCUUGACAAGUACGCCAAGGUUGGCCGCAGUGUCGAGUAUGAACAACGACCUGAGAUGGGAAGUAGAUUCCUACGAAAAGGGAAUGGAAGUGGAUAUGAGUACUCACCUCCCCAAAGAAAAAAGCCUACAUUCGAUUUCCCGGGAUGGAAGGAAGGAGAUUCUGUUCGUCGUCAUCGGGAAGACCAGACUCGGAUGUUCCCGCCCAGUUCGGUGACGUCUACUGUCUCGACGGACCAAGAUCAAGAACAUGAUCAUGGCGUGAGAAAUCAUCAGCAAGAAGGAGGGACAUUCAUAACUGCGCGCAUACCGAAAUUCUUUGUUGAUGUCCUCGCAACAGGAUCGUCUUCAGGAUCGUCUUCCACUUACUGCUCGUCAGGUGGUGGAAGCAGUUCAUCUUCGCCCGGACACGGUAGGUCGUCUGAGAAUACAGAGCACAAUCGAGGUGAGCCGCAUAUGCUAGUGCGCGUUCUUCGUGUCUGCAGGAAAAAACAGUGUACUAAUGCGGAAUUCAGAGAGAGACAAUUGAUUAAGGCUCCAAAUAUUUCACUUUCUUCAAAAUGUAUGCUCUUCUGUUUCCUUCGUGGGAAUCUGAAGAAACACACUUAUGUAGUAUAAUACAGAGACAUGAAUUAUUCAUUACCUCGUGGUCUUGGCUAUCAUACUAGUACUGGCAAGGCUAUGCUAUGUCCUUAAUUGAUCGCAAAAGUCUAGUCCUCUCCUCUCCUCUCCUCAACCUCAUUAUUUUGGGCUCUAAAUUGAAGAAGUUAAUGGAGGCGAAUGUCUCUGCUUGCGUCGCCCAAGAAGAAGAUGCGGAUGCUGUGGACCAGUCAACAACAAUGGCAACAGAUGCUCGUGAUGGAACAGCGGUACUAGAUGAAACUCUUGCUCCCUGCUCUUCAGAAGAAGUGCCAAAAGUGGAGGUAAAGACUCGUCUACCCCUUGCCAGAAGAGCUCCCUCGUCCGGAGUGCCAAAAGGGCAAGAUCAUGCGGGAGUAGCGCUCUCGUGCGGAGUGCCAAAACUGCCAAAAGUGGAGGAUGACCCACCUCUCUUUUGUCCAGAGAUCGUAACUCCAGUGACCGUAGAGAGUUGGCAAGAGGGUGGUGUCGGGGUAGAAGGGAAUCUUAUGCGCGUUUCGCUACAACGGAUUCUGGAGCAGCACAAUAUCACGGAUAACAAAUUAUGGUACACCACGAUGGAGCUAGAACUAUUAAAUACGAGUAACCAACAGCUAGUACUAAAGUUGUUAGUAUACAACAGAAUUUGUAGUCGAUUUUCAUGUAGUGGAUGUAAACUGCAGGUGUCCUUCUACAAGCUCGCUCUAAUGCAGGAGAAAUCAACACCGAGGUCCUUCUUUUACUUCGUCAGAACGAAAGCGAGAGAAUCCGCAGGGGGAGGAGACGUGUCCGUGUAAGUCGAGGAACGAGGCAUCUGAAGUCGGAACGAGACUCACUGGUUGAAGAACAAUAACUAUGUAUCUAUGCGAAAGUAAUAAGAAUAGCAGAGAAGAGAUUUGCCUUAUUGUUGAAGAGUAAGGAACUUUGUAUCCACUGGUGGAGGAAGUAAUCUUUUCAUGCACCAUAUCUCGAGAGAAACCUUUACCACCCAUGAUAUCAACAGAGAAACUUUUCCGACUGUUCUUUCAACGCGAUAUAAUUGAAGAUAUUGAUUAUACUCUUGAAAGCUUCGUGCCCUGUGCUAGACAUCCCUUCGUUGCAGUCACGACUCUGGGAGAUAUCUUGCAUGUCUCCGGGUCACGACUUUGGGAAGCGCUGAAAACAUUGCAACGACUAGUAUUCCACUAUGAUGUGGGAUUGAUUCUACAAGAGAGUAGAGUCACCGAGUGUUGUC